Messenger RNA from Cladophialophora immunda, 1604 nucleotides. RefSeq lists its product as uncharacterized. The coding region runs from base 768 to 1604 and encodes 278 amino acids. Gene Ontology annotation, cellular component: extracellular region. The transcript is spliced from 3 exons. Lineage: Eukaryota; Fungi; Ascomycota; Eurotiomycetes; Chaetothyriales; Herpotrichiellaceae. The record is from RefSeq and is a predicted model, not a curated record.
CGAAAGAGAGGAUCAUGGGGAGGUAUGAUGAGUGCGGUAUACCGGGCAUUUCAGUGCAGCUUCGAGCCAUGUCCCGCAAGACUUUGCAACCGAUCUAUUCCUUGGUGAAAUAGCACCGCAGGACGUGAAAACCACCACUAAACCGAAAACCAUUCAUCCCCCGAUCGGUCAUUGAUGUAUACCUCUCAUGUCGCUAAAUGGUCUGUGCGUGGUAGGUUAAAGAGCAAGGGAUGGGUAAUUGGGGGUACCGUUUUGUUGCUACAACAUCUUUCGCGCGAUCAACGCUAUUCAGGAGCUGCCAGCCUACCUUCGCGGCCAAAGAGUUGCGUAAAGUCUCUUCAUUCUAAUGCUGACUGCCACACAGUGCUAUAGCAACAUCUGUUUCUCACCUGAACGAGGAGCAAAGCUGGCUGGCCAUGUCUUACAACUCACUGCAGAUUGCCUUUCCCCUCCAGGUGCAGUCUCGGUAGUGUCGUCAACGGUAAUCUUCGGCAAAGAAGGGACUCCUAUCCACGGAUCAGUGAGCACCAUAAAACAGAGGUCUCAAUGGUAUGAGCUUCGACGGCCACAUACGUGCCGAGCCCGGGACCCCAAGGUUUGUUGAUCGCUCUGGAAUGUGGGACUUGUCGUGCCCAAAUACUCGAGAAUCACAAAACAUGUCUUUGCGACAUCUGAAUUUUGUCCUUCUUACAGAUUCAACUAGUUGCCGAUCUGACCACAGUCACUCAUUAUCUGCCUUUGCAGCUUAGUCGUUCCUUCAGCCCAAAAUGCGAGCAUUAAUUCCCUUGUUCCUCGUUGCAGGCGCGACAGCGCAGAGCAUCAGCUUCGUAUACACGGCGACUUUUACGGAGACAGCUUUUGAGUUCGUCACCUUGACGACAUGUCCCUGCCCGACGAGCACAACGGGCCUUUCGACCCUCCAAACGACUACUCCCGUCCCGACAACGACUACUACCAUGAGCGGACCGAUUCUCCCGUCUGACACCAUCACUCCAACCUCGUCGACUAUUACUUCCGCGUCAGUAUCCAAUACUCCAGGCAGCUCCCUCUCUACCUUGUCCACCACAACGUCUUCCGGAAUCCCCGUCGUGACCAACGACGCAUACAUCAACGCAGUCCUACGCCAUCACAAUAUUCAUCGAUCCAACCACUCCGCUGAUCCACUCGUUUGGUCAUCGAGCCUCGCGGAUACAGCUCGCGUGAUCGCCGAGACCUGUGUAUAUGGACAUGUCACAAACGUCAACGGCGGUGGGUACGGCCAGAACAUCGGCGCCGGAUACCCAGCCACCCCGCUGGGAAUGGGCCAGUUCAUCACCGAGGGGCUCUACAACAGCGAAGUAAACAACUACAUCUACUAUGGCACGGAGCCGAAUAUCAGCACGCUGAACCAGUGGGGCCAUUUCACGCAGAUUGUGUGGAAAUCGACGAACAGCGUGGGAUGCUAUACGGCGGAUUGCAGCAGCGGCGGGUUGACGAACGCCGGACCACCGAUCCCGCCGUAUUUCACGGUCUGCAAUUAUGCACCUCCUGGGAAUCUCAUUGGAUCAUUUGCGCCAAAUAUAGGCGUGUCGAUCGGUCUGGCUACAGUGUAUGGGGAUUAUUGA